AUGAAGACAUACGGCUUCAUUACCCCAUCCACCCACCCAAUUAGGAGCCAGAUGGCGCUUCUGGCCAAUCAAAUCAUGGAUGCAAGGAUUCUUAGCAGUAUGAACGGGAGAGUAGAGCUCUCCCAGUUUUUGAGGGUCACCAAUCAAAGCAUCGUGUCACAGGUAAAUUCGGCUCCAGAUGACAACCGUAAGAACAGGAAGUAUCCCUGCCCGUUGUGUGGAAAGCGUUUCCGUUUCAACAGCAUCCUUUCCCUUCACAUGCGUACACACACGGGUGAGAAGCCCUUUAAGUGUCCGUAUUGUGACCACAGGGCUGCACAGAAGGGCAACCUGAAGAUACACCUCCGUACUCACAAGCAAGGCAUUCUGGGCAAAGGCCGUGGGAGAAUUAGGGAGGAGAACAGGCUGCUUCAUGAGCUGGAGGAAAGGGCGAUACUAAGGGACAGGCAGAUGCGAGGCGGCCAUGUUGGUUUUCAGCAAACAUCCAGUAUAAACCUCCAUCAGAAGUCCCCGCUGUCACAGACUGUCCUGACACAACCCCAAUUUUUAACCACCUCAGGGGUUGCUGAAAGCGAACCACGUGCGUCCACGUCGCCUAAAGUUGCUACUGUCCAUGAUGAAUCAGCACAGCCCCAGCCAACAGGUUUCCGCUGCUCAUUCUGUAAGGGAAAGUUCAGGAAGCAGCAGGAGCUUGAGCGUCACAUCCGGAUUCUACACAAACCCUAUAAAUGCACCUUGUGCGAGUUUGCUGCCUCACAGGAAGAAGAGCUCAUUGGCCACGUCGAGACUACACAUAUAACUGCUGACUCAGGCCCGGGUCCAAAGGCCGCAAUGGGGGCAACUGACAAGGGGAAGCCUGUCGGUGAAUUCCCCUGUGAGGUGUGUGGCCAGACCUUCAGCCAGGCCUGGUUCCUAAAGGGCCAUAUGAGGAAACACAAGGACUCUUUCGAGCACUGUUGUCAAAUCUGCGGCCGUCGUUUCAAAGAACCCUGGUUUCUUAAGAACCACAUGAAGGUCCACCUCAACAAGCUGGCUGCUAAAAGUAACCUCCCUCCUGAACAUGAUGGCUCUGUUAACAUGAGCAGUCUCACACAGGACCAUCACAGCAACCUCUACUCCCAGUACAUCUCCCGCAUUCACAACCGGUUUCUCUCAGCGGAGAGAGCUGACCAGCCAGACUAUAAUCACAUGAUUGCCUUGGCAGGAGUUGACAUGAAGGUUAGAGAGAUGUUAGGGAGGAUGAUGUCUGCGGGUCCAGGACCUCUGACAGAUGGCGAGAGCUUUUCUUUGUUGGGUUUAAAUCAUCUUCACCCUCCGCUGAGCUCCACAAGCCUGGAAUAUCUACAGAAAGUCGUUUCUAACAGAGAUGCAGUCAACAGCAGCAGCAGCAGCAGCAGCAACAACUAUCCGGCCUGGCAGAUCAUGACACCUGGGCUGCCUGCUGAACAGCAAAUGUUCAAUCCGAAAAGCCAGCAGCAGCAACAGUGCUCCUCUUACCUGCCUGCAGAAGAUGGAAAAGUGUCGCUUGGUGACCCAGACACCAAGGCCAUCAGCCGACCCAGUAGCCCAGGCAGCCUGAGUCAUCAUGGACUGUCAGAGAUCAUCACAGAGACGGGGAACUCCCACUCCAGCAGCUCCCUGGACCAUAGACCACGAUCUUCUUCACCAGCUACAGGUGAGAAAGUCUACAGGUGUCCACCCUCCAGUGACUACACCACUGCACAGACAGCUUCCCUGGGGUUCCAUCUGGAUCGCUACCACUUCCCCCACUGGCAGAACAGCAGAGAUCUGUCUUCUCCACUGCAGCCCACCAGCAGUAGCUCCAGCUCCAGCCCCAACCCCAAGAUCCGACCGAGGUCAAGGGAAGACUGGAGCCCUGCUGCAGGUCACUAUCUUGGCCUGGACGGUGAAAAUGCCCUUCUGAUCAAAAAGCAGUCUGAUCUUACUGACAAAGAAGCAAGCGUGGACAAUUCUAUAUCUGGUCAAAGCAGGAAGUCCCAGUUUGAGCCUUUAGAUUUGUCUGUCAGACCAGAGUCUCUAUCAUCCCUGGUACAGAUGUCUGGUGUUUUUAGUAAUGGACUUUCUUCCUCUAUUGCCCGCCAGCUACAAAGUUACUCUAACUCUGCAGCUGAAAUCAGUGUGAAACCAGCAUUUCCGUGCGACCUUUUGGUCCAGGGAACAAAAGAAGAGAUGAACGCACAGAAUGCAGCCUCCACAGGUCACAGUGGUAAAAGUGAAUUUGAGAAAACGCCACCUGAGUUAGGGAGGGAGACUGAAAAUGACGAUGCUACCAAGUGGAAGAUCCUGAAAAAUAAUGUCCUGGAGCCGGAGGAGCUUGGACAGUGUGAUUUCCAGGGUCCUGGUGAGAAGAAUGAUGAGCCGGGACAGCGGGCCAGACCUAUUGCUGAAUCCCCCAUCUCUUCUCUGGAGAGCUUGACUCCAGGACAGGCCAUUUCCCUCCAACACCAGGCUGGCCUCCUCUCCUUUCUCAGAUCCCAGGGGAACCUGAACAGUGCAGCUGCCAGCGCUCAAAAAACCACACUGAAUGGUGGAGGGAGCGUGGAAAUAGAUGGUGCAUCAGGUCGGAAGCCAUUCCAGUGCAGGUACUGCCCCUACAGCGCCUCUCAGAAGGGCAACUUGAAGACCCAUGUCCUCUGUGUGCACCGCAAGCCCUUCGACAACAGCCUCUACCCUGACCGCCGCCUCCGACGCUCACACACACCACAGAGGUCCUCCAGAUUGCCUCAGAGCAUCACAGGAGACAAUCGUGUGGCAGGGAGAGACCAGAUCAGCGUGACAUCACUCUGUGGGACUUGAUGCUGUCAUAGCAACAGCAGACACAGACAGUCAAUGAUUCUUGUUUUAGCUUCAACUCAAAGGAGUUAGGAGGAUUGAAAUUGCUAAAAAAAAAAAAAAAAAAAAGUUAACGACAGAGCUUGAUGUACAUUCCAGUGUUUACUUGAAGAGCCACAGUAUGUAUUUAUCUGUAGCAAAGAAGCUGCCUAUAAUAAUAAAGUCCAUUGUGAUGUGAA
This is a messenger RNA of Sphaeramia orbicularis (orbiculate cardinalfish), 3032 nucleotides long. Its product is annotated as zinc finger protein 536-like. Lineage: Eukaryota; Metazoa; Chordata; Actinopteri; Kurtiformes; Apogonidae. The transcript is spliced from 4 exons. Gene Ontology annotation, molecular function: DNA-binding transcription factor activity, RNA polymerase II-specific; RNA polymerase II cis-regulatory region sequence-specific DNA binding. The record is from RefSeq and is a predicted model, not a curated record. The coding region runs from base 1 to 2817 and encodes 938 amino acids. Gene Ontology annotation, cellular component: nucleus. Gene Ontology annotation, biological process: regulation of DNA-templated transcription.